CCCGCCCGCCUGCCUCUGUCUCUCUGGGCCCCGCGGCUCCGGGCAAGAGGCCGGCUGCGUCCCUGGAAAGGCAGUGGCCGGAGCCAGGGCUGACCGGGCAGGUCACCUGCCCAAAUGGGAAAUGGGUCAGUGAAACACAAGUACCUGAAGAGGCCAGACAGUCAUGUGGGAAACUGCCCUCUGGGCUGCUCAGGGAGCAGCAAGCUCUUGAAAGACCCGGGACUGAACAUCAGUACGAUCACAGGUGCGGCGGAUAUUCUGAGGAGCAAGAUCUGGGAGCUCGAGAGGGAGCUGAAGAGGCAGGAAGAAGAGCUCCACGAGAGGAACUACCACAUCAUCGAGCUGCAGGAGCAGCUGGCGAAGCAAACCCGGACCAUCGCCGACCUCACUGAAGAGCUAAAGUGCAAAUGCAUCCAGCUCAACAAGCUGCAGGAUGUUGUGGACACCCAGGGGACAAACCCCUUCCUGUUCUCCCCUCUUAAAGAAGCGCCCAGGGCCAACCAUGCCGCCCCCUACAGCAACAGGAGGAGAGGUGCGAAGGAAGGUGUGUCUGCAGAGCCCACGAGCCGGACGUACGACUUGAGCGAGCAGCCUCGCUUCUCCUUCAAAAAGGCGAGAGUCAGAAAGGCCUCAAGUGAGAAAAAGCUCAUCACAGAUGCCCUGAGUAGAAACCAAUUUCUGAAGAGGCUGGACCCGCAGCAGAUCAGAGAUAUGGUGGAAUGUAUGUAUGGGAGAACAUACCAGCAAGGGAGCUACAUAAUCAAACAAGGAGAGCCUGGCAACCAUAUAUUUGUACUGGCAGAAGGCAGGUUGGAAGUCUUUCAGCAAAACAAACUUCUCUCUUCGAUUCCUGUGUGGACAGCGUUUGGGGAGCUGGCCAUUUUGUACAACUGCACAAGGACGGCCUCGGUGAAAGCUGUCACCAGCGUGAAAACAUGGGCAUUAGACAGAGAGGUUUUCCAGAAUAUAAUGAGGAGGACAGCACAAGCAAGGCAUGAACAAUACAAAAACUUCCUCAGAAGUGUUUCUCUGCUGAAGAAUCUACCUGAAGAUAAACUGACAAAGAUUAUAGACUGCUUGGAAGUGGAAUACUAUGACAAAGGUGAUUAUGUUAUUCGGGAGGGAGAGGAAGGAAACACCUUCUUUGUUAUAUCCAAAGGGAAGGUUAAGGUUACCCAAACUGCAGAAGGUCAGACACAGUCUCAGCUCAUUAAAACGCUGCAGAAAGGAGAUUACUUCGGGGAAAAGGCCCUGAUCAGUGACGACGUCAGGUCUGCUAAUAUAAUUGCUGACGAAAACGACGUGGAGUGCCUGGUCAUAGACAGAGAAACCUUCAAUCAAACAGUUGGGACUUUUGAAGAACUCCAGGCAUACCUUGCGGGUUAUGUGGCCACCCUGGCUCGGGACGAUGAAAAAAGACAAGCUCAAGUUUCUUCCUUGGAGCAGCUACCCAGCGACGUCUCUUUGGAGAUGAUACAGCUGAAAGAAAAAGUAACCCAGUUUCCUUCCUCCUGCCCGUUUCAGAACCUGGAAAUUGUCGCUACCCUGGGUGUUGGUGGAUUCGGAAGAGUGGAACUUGUGAAAGUGAAGAACGAGAACAUAGCAUUUGCCAUGAAAUGUAUCAAGAAGAAACACAUAGUGGAUACCAAACAGCAGGAGCACAUUCACUCCGAAAAGAAAAUUCUAGAAGAAGCCUGCUCUCCCUUCAUUGUGAAAAUGUACCGCACUUUCAAAGACAACAAAUACGUUUACAUGCUCUUGGAAGCCUGUCUUGGUGGUGAGCUGUGGAGUAUCCUAAGAGACAGAGGGAGCUUUGAUGAAACCACUACAAAGUUCUGUGUUGGAUGUGUGACGGAAGCCGUCGAAUAUUUGCAUUACAUCAGUGUGAUCUACAGGGACUUGAAGCCUGAAAAUUUAAUUUUGGACGCUCAAGGAUAUAUAAAGCUGGUUGAUUUUGGGUUCGCUAAGAAGAUUGGAGCUGGACAAAAGACCUGGACGUUCUGCGGGACUCCUGAGUACGUUGCCCCUGAAGUCAUCCUGAACAAAGGACACGAUUUCAGCGUGGACUUCUGGUCUCUUGGUAUCCUAGUGUAUGAGCUGCUGACAGGAAAUCCUCCAUUUUCUGGGGUCGAUCAAAUGAUGACCUACAAUUUGAUUCUGAAAGGCGUCGAAAGGCUGGAUUUUCCCAGGAUAAUCACAAAGCGGCCUGAAGAUUUGAUUCGGCGGCUCUGCAGGCAAAAUCCAACCGAGAGGUUAGGAAAUCUGAAGAAUGGUAUCCAUGAUAUUAAGAGGCAUAGGUGGCUGAACGGUUUUAACUGGGAAGGACUAAAGGCAAGGAAGUUAACGUCUCCUUUAAAAAGAGAGCUUUCUGGUCCGAUGGAUUACAGCUACUUCGACCGAUACCCUCCUGAGCAGGGAACCCCACCAGAUGAGCUUUCAGGCUGGGAUAAAGACUUCUAAGAGGAGAAAAGAAGAAGCAGGCUUAUAGAUCAACAAAUACGAGCAUCCACAGAUUGUUUGUAGUAGUCAUGUAACGCAAUUGUUAGGAGCCCAACCCAGCUGCAUUCAGAUCAAGGAGACUUCUGCAUUUAGUGUGAGCAGGAUACAGACACCGACACCCCCCUUUUAACUUCCUUUGCAACUUCGCAGCAUGACGGGUUUUGCCUUGUCCUUUGAAGGAUGGGGCAGUGGCAGUGGCAAGAAGCAUCAAUCCUUGUUUAAUUGCAAACAGAAUUUCUUCAUCUCUCGUAGAGAUGUGCAUCACAGUGGUAUCUCAGAAGUCAACCGGAAUCCGUUCCGGAAGUCCGUUCGACUUCCAAAGCUCCUGCAGCCAAUCAGAAGUCACGUCGGACGUUCAGGUUCCAAAGAACUUUCUCAAAC
Molecule: messenger RNA, 2880 nt
Organism: Podarcis muralis (Common wall lizard)
Lineage: Eukaryota; Metazoa; Chordata; Lepidosauria; Squamata; Lacertidae
Gene: PRKG2
Product: protein kinase cGMP-dependent 2
Biological process (GO): protein phosphorylation
Molecular function (GO): cGMP-dependent protein kinase activity; ATP binding
Source: RefSeq, a predicted model, not a curated record